Molecule: messenger RNA, 2391 nt
Organism: Tripterygium wilfordii
Lineage: Eukaryota; Viridiplantae; Streptophyta; Magnoliopsida; Celastrales; Celastraceae
Product: GPI transamidase component PIG-T-like
Exons: 6
Coding region: 1073-2242 (389 amino acids)
Biological process (GO): attachment of GPI anchor to protein
Cellular component (GO): GPI-anchor transamidase complex
Source: RefSeq, a predicted model, not a curated record
CGCCCCGUUUCACUGAACUUACGAACUGAAUCAGUCCCUCUCUCUGUGUUGUUACGGAAUCAAUGGAGAUUCCGAGUCUCGUACUCUUUGUUAUAGUUAUUGGUCAGCUCUUGCUCACUGCAAUCUCCCUUGGAUCGUUAACUGGUGAAGAGGAGUUCCAUGAGGAAUUGGUGCUCAGGCCGUUGCCAGAUCGAAAAGUGAUGGCGCAUUUCCACUUCGAAAGCAGAACCCCUCCUUCUAACUCCUUUGUCCGCCACCAUCACCUCUUCCCCAAGGCCAUUGCUCAGCUUUUGGUUGAUUGAAUGGUGGAUUGGGGAUUGGUUGGGGUUGGUGUUGCUGUUGGCUUUUGCUUUGUGGAGAGUAUUGAACUUGCCAUCCAAUUUCUUUGUAAAUGAAAAAGAAUUGGAUCAACACGAGGAUUUGCAAGUUUUAUAACACACUAGGACGUUGUUGCUUGGACAGGUUCAAAAAUUCCAAGUUGAAGAAAUGGAGUUAUCUUUCACACAAGGUCGCUGGAACUAUGAGCAAUGGGGUGGUUUUGAUCCCAUAACAAGCAACAAUGCAAAGCCUCCUGGAGUUGAGCUGUGGGCUGUCUUUGAUCUUCCUCAAGAGCAGAUUGAUGCUGCUUGGAAGAACUUGACCCACACCCUUUCAGGUCUUUUUUGUGCUUCAAUCAAUUUUCUGGAGUCUUCUGCCAGUUAUUCUGCACCUGAAUGGAGCUUUCCGCCUGCCUCGGGCAGUCUUAGAUACGGAACUUUGCCUCGUGAGGCUGUUUGCACAGAGAACCUUACUCCGUGGUUGAAGCUUCUUCCUUGUCGUGAUAAAGAUGGGCUUUCAGCAUUAAUGCACAGACCAUCUAUCUACAAAGGCUUCUAUCACUCUCAACGAUUGCGUUUGACCUCAAUUGCAUCUAAUUUGGAGGGGUGGGGUUCAGGCAUUGUACUAGAACAAACACUUACAGUUGUUCUUCAACCUAAUGAUCAGAAAAAUAUGUUGUAUUCUUCCAAACCAAAUUUACAGCCGAGCUGGUCUAUGAGUUCAAUUUUUUUUCAGAAAAGUGAGCGGAAGAUGUAUGCUUGCCAAGUCUAGUAAUGUAUAUCUUCAAUUUGAAAGGGGUCUAGUGUCUGAACUCAAGAAUGUGGAGAAAGAAAAUGUUAAAUCUGGAGAUGAAAACUUAGCCUUGGAGGGGUUUUUGAGCAAUCCUUACUUUGAUUUAUCAAUUAAGCGAGAUAGGAUGUUCCGGGAAGUUAAUAAUAUUCAUAUCAAGUGCCCUUCUAUUCUAUAUGAAUUUCAAGUUGAUAAGUACAGUUACUCUCUGCCAUUGGAUUUAGGCCUUACCUGGAAGUUCCCUGUGGUCUGGACAUGUCGUCAACAGGCACCUUUGCAUGCCAGCAGAUUCUUAAUGGGAAGUGGGAAUGAAAGUGCAAUUGCUAUCUCCUUAAAAUCUACAGAAUCGAUCACGAGUUCACUGGAUGCUAAUGGUCUCGAUGGCAAGUUGCAAGUUGACAUCUUCCAAGUGGUGCCUUGGUAUAUCAAAGUUUAUUACCAUACUCUUGGAGUGUUUGUUGAUGGCCAACCACAUGCAGUUAGAGAUAUUGUAGAGAAGAUACGUGUUUCGCCUUCCAAGGACAAGGAAUCACCUGGAGUGAUGGAGAUGGUUCUUAAGCUUCCUUGUGGUGUGAAAUCAGCUGCUUUAACUUUAGAAUUUGAUAAGGGUUUUUUGCACAUUGAUGAAUAUCCUCCAGAUGCUAAUCAAGGAUUUGACAUUCCAUCAGCUGUAAUAAGCUUUCCAAAUUUCCAUACAAACUUGCUUUUUCUGGGAGAUAGCUCUUUGAACAAGUCUCCCAUGAUAUCCAUGUUUCAGAAAAAUAGUCCUGUUCUGUCUUACACAGAAGUGCUACUUGUGCCUUUGACAACUCCUGAUUUUAGCAUGCCUUAUAAUGUAAUUACGAUCACAUGCACAGUAUUUGCAUUGUAUUUUGGAUCAUUGCUUAAUGUUCUGCGGAGGCGAGUGGGUGAGGAGGAAAGAUUUCUGAAAAGCAAAGCUGCCAAGAAAACUGGUCCAGUUUCGCAGCUAUUAUCAAAAAUUUCGGCCAAGCUUCGAAGAAAACAGUGUGAACCACCCUCGUCCACUGAAGCAUCAGCAUCAGCAUCAGCAUCAUCCUUCACUAAUUCAAAACUGUUGAUUAAAGUUAUUCUGGUUGCUGCGAUUGCUGUUUAUUGGCAAAACUAUUCUGGAUGACUGCAUUUUAGUCUUAGCUGUACAAUAUGUGCUAAAGGAAAGAAUACUGACAUAGGGAUUAUCAGAUUUCUUUUCCCACUCAACCAUCUGAUCCAAAUUUGUAUCCAAAUUUUGUGUCAUUUAUUCAAACUUUCUUUGUGGUAGGAAAU